UUCAGUUCAUAGCUGGUUCGUGGGCAAGCAAGUGCAAGUGCGUCUCUGUGAACAACCGCGGCAUGAAGCGUCGCGGCGCGGGACUCUUUGCUUCCGUCGCUUUGUGGACGCUUCUACUGCAGAUCACGGAUGCCGACUGGUGGCAGCUCGGAUUGCCAACUUCCAUGACCAAUUCAGUAGACUUGUCACCGGCGGCCCAUAAAGAGCGCUGCAGCAAACUAGAGUACCUGGUCGAGCGCCAAAAGCAACUGUGUUCCUUACACGACAGAAUAUUACCUGUCCUCGGAAAUGGCGCCAAGUUGGCGAUGGACGAGUGCCAACAUCAGUUUAGGAAUAGUAGAUGGAAUUGUACGGCGUUUCCCGAGAAGAACGUUACGUUCGGAAAUGUCGUAACAAUUAGAAGUAGGGAGGCGGCGUACUUAUCGGCGGUGUCGGCGGCGAGUGUAGCUUUCGCGGUGACGCGAGCGUGUUCCAAGGGGGAUCUGGCGGACUGUUCCUGCGACACGAGGAUAAGGCAGAAGAAGUCGCAGAAGUGGAAAUGGGGAGGGUGUUCGGAGGACAUAAGGUACGGGGAGAGGUUCAGCAGGGAGUUUUUGGAUGCCAAAGAGGAUGUCAACACGGCCACGGGCCUGAUGAAUCUUCAUAAUAAUGAAGCAGGAAGAAGGGGAGUCAGAUCCCGAAUGCAACGUACUUGCAAAUGUCACGGAGUUUCCGGUUCGUGCAGCAUGCAAAUCUGCUGGAAGCGCCUACCGCCCUUCCGACAAGUAGGUGAAGCUCUCUUCCAGCGCUACGAAGGCGCUUCCCACGUGAAAUUCGUGGAAAGGCGCCGGAAAAAGCUCCGCGCUAUAAGUCCCGACCUGAAGAAACCCAACAAGACCGACUUGGUCUAUCUUGACGAAUCUCCGGAUUAUUGCGAGAAGAAUGAAACAUUGAACAUUUUGGGGACCCACGGCAGGGUGUGCAAUCGCACCAGUCAAGGGAUUGACGGCUGCAGAUUGCUCUGCUGUGGCAGGGGCUACCAGACGCGCGUGCGGGAAGUGGAGGAGAAGUGCAAGUGCCACUUCGUCUGGUGCUGCAACGUCGUCUGUGAGAUUUGCAGGUAUAGGAAAGAGGAACACGUCUGCAACUAGACUAUGAACUGUGACGAUCGACUGAAGAUACCGAAGACUACGAUAUACUUACUCAAUACGUCCUCGUAUUAACAAGAUAACCAGAAUUGUUUUCUCAUGUAUCAACUGUAGAUAAUUGUAAUAACUCGUUUCUUCAAAAUUUGUCUGUUUAGAUUUAGCUCGUCAUCGUUUUAUACAACUUUAGGAUCUAAAGUCGUUUGAUAUUUAUUGCAAUUAUCUCAAACUCACGACUGCUUCGACCAUUCUCAUCCAGUAAAUGUAUCAUCACGUUGUAUAUUUAUUUAUGUGUUUGCACCUAGUACAUAAUUUAAUGAUGUGGAAUGUAUUGAAAUUUAUAUAGAUCUGUACAUAGAUUUUUAAUAUAUUUAUUAGGUACUUAAUAAUUGUAGUAGAGCUAAGUUCAUUGUACAUAGUUAAUUUAAUUAUAAACGUAAUUUAUGUCGUGUUCAAUCAAAACAUUAAAACUAGCUCAUCUAUGAAUUGCUCUGGUGAUAAAAUUAUUUUUCCAGUGUAUUUAAUGUGCCAUAAAUCCAUUCGAUUGACACUCAAAUUCCUUCUCUGUACUGUCUUCACAAAGAAAAUCGUACCGUAAUAAAUUAAUAAACUCUUUGUGUACA
Zophobas morio is the source of this 1747-nucleotide messenger RNA. Its product is annotated as protein Wnt-4-like. Bases 63 to 1130 code for a protein of 355 amino acids. Gene Ontology annotation, cellular component: extracellular region. The record is from RefSeq and is a predicted model, not a curated record. The transcript is spliced from 6 exons. Gene Ontology annotation, molecular function: cytokine activity; frizzled binding. Lineage: Eukaryota; Metazoa; Arthropoda; Insecta; Coleoptera; Tenebrionidae. Gene Ontology annotation, biological process: canonical Wnt signaling pathway; neuron differentiation; cell fate commitment.